Molecule: messenger RNA, 3870 nt
Organism: Candoia aspera
Lineage: Eukaryota; Metazoa; Chordata; Lepidosauria; Squamata; Candoiidae
Gene: SRPRA
Product: SRP receptor subunit alpha
Exons: 14
Coding region: 130-2076 (648 amino acids)
Biological process (GO): intracellular protein transport; SRP-dependent cotranslational protein targeting to membrane
Cellular component (GO): signal recognition particle receptor complex; endoplasmic reticulum membrane
Molecular function (GO): signal recognition particle binding; GTP binding; ATP hydrolysis activity
Source: RefSeq, a predicted model, not a curated record
AGUAGUACUUAGAGAAUAAUCUGACUUGGGUAAGGAAGUCGGGCUGGUUUCCCGGCGUCUUCGAUCCCGUUACCCCCCCGGUUUCCCCCCUUCCCUCCCGGGUCAGGGCCCGGCGCCCCCGAUCCCGCCAUGCUCGACUUUUUCACCAUCUUCAGCAAGGGGGGGCUUGUCCUCUGGUGCUUCCAAGGCGUGCGCGGCCCCGCGGCGGCCUGCACUGCGCCCGUGAACGCGCUGAUCCGGUCUGUUCUCCUCCAGGAGCGAGGUGGCAGCAACUCUUUCACCCAUGAAGCCCUUACUCUUAAAUAUAAGCUGGACAAUCAGUUUGAGCUUGUAUUUGUGGUUGGAUUUCAGAAAAUCUUGACUUUAACCUACGUGGAUAAGUUGAUAGAUGAUGUCCAUAAGGAGUUCAGAGAUAAAUAUCGAAAUGAGUUUCAACAGAAGGGAACUCUCGGGAUCCUUAAUGGCACCUUUGAUUUUAAGGAAGAUUUUUUACGUCUCCAACGGGAAGCAGAGGAGAGCAGUAAAGCCCGAGCUCCCACUGCCAUGAAGACUUUUGAACAGUCAGCAAAGUCCCAAAAAACCGUGAAGUCUAUGAUAGAAACUCGGGGAGAGAAACCAAAAGAAAAAACUAAGAAUAAGAAAAACAAAGGUUCCAAAAAAGAAGCUCAAGGAAGCGAAGUGGCUACAGCCCCGAAAACAGCUCCUGCAGUUAAGCCGGACCCUCCUCUUCCAACGGGGGACAAGGAAGAACUGAGUAAGGAUGAAAUUCUGAAGAAGAACCGGGAAGAAUUCUUCAAGAAACGGAUGAAGGGUGGAGAGAAGUCCAACAAGUCGCCAAAGCAGGAUGCUCAGAAGGACAAGGGGAAGAAGCCCCGUGUGUGGGAUACAGGGAACUCUAAUGCCAAAGUACUUGAUUAUAGCAACUCCACUACUAAUGGAAACACAGACACUUGUCCCAUGGAGAAUUAUGACGCAGAAAUGCUGCUGGUAGAUGGAAAUCGUGAGCGCGGCCGCCUUCUUGAUCUUGAGUAUGAUAGUGAAGAGGAUCCUGGGGAAGAGGAUAAGGUGGUUCUAAACUCUUCAAGUACAAGCACCAAGAAAAGCGGUCUUGGAGGCAUGUUUGGGAUGCUGAAAGGUCUUGUGGGUUCCAAAAGCUUAUCCAGAGAGGACAUGGAGUCUGUGCUGGAGAAGAUGAAAGAUCAUUUGAUUGCGAAGAAUGUUGCUGCUGACAUUGCAGUUCAGUUGUGUGAAUCUGUUGCAAAGAAACUGGAAGGCAAAGUGAUGGGUACCUUCACUACGGUGACCUCAACUGUGAAACAGGCCCUUCAAGAAUCUCUGGUGCAGAUCCUCCAGCCUCAGCGCCGGGUGGACGUCUUGCGUGAUGUGAUGGAUGCCAAGCUUCACCGCCGACCUUACGUUAUCACUUUUUGUGGUGUCAACGGAGUUGGGAAGUCAACCAACUUGGCCAAGAUUUCUUUCUGGCUGAUUGAAAACGGGUAUAGUGUCCUCAUUGCUGCCUGUGAUACCUUCCGUGCCGGAGCCGUGGAGCAACUGCGGACUCACACUCGCCGCCUGAAUACUCUGCAUCCGCCAGAGAGUCACAAUGGUCACACCAUGGUGCAGCUUUAUGAGAAGGGAUAUGGGAAGGAUGCUGCCGGCAUUGCCAUGGAGGCCAUUUUAUAUGCACGCAACCAAGGUUUUGAUGUGGUUUUGGUGGACACGGCAGGCCGUAUGCAAGACAAUGCUCCCUUGAUGACGGCCCUGGCUAAACUCAUUGCGGUUAACACCCCAGAUCUUGUUCUCUUUGUGGGAGAAGCGCUGGUGGGUAACGAGGCUGUGGAUCAGCUGGUCAAAUUUAACAAAGCCCUUGCCGAUUACUCUGUGGCUCAGUCCCCCCGUCUCAUUGAUGGAAUCGUUCUCACCAAGUUUGACACCAUUGAUGACAAGGUUGGUGCCGCAAUCUCCAUGACAUACAUCACUAGCAAACCGAUCGUGUUUGUGGGAACUGGACAGACCUACUGUGACCUGCGUAGCCUUAAUGCCAAGGCUGUAGUUGCUGCUCUUAUGAAGGCCUAAGCAUCCAUCAUUGCACCAAAUUCCUGUCUGCAGAUGUCUUGGAAUGUGCUUUCCAACGUGACUUUUCCUGGAAUCUCCACCCCACCCACCCCUUUUUUUGGGCAUAGUGCAACAGAGAAUAGAGGAACACUAGGAAGAAAAAGCCACUGUCCUCAUUUCAUUACAUAUUGCACACGUCCCUCCCUGCUGUGCAUGGGGUUUAAUUUCAGAGCUGCCUGUCUUCAGUUGUGUUCCACUUAGUUAAAAUGACUAUCCCGCUCUAAAGUUCUUCGGGAAGUUAAAAUGACUAUCCCGCUCUAAAGUUCUUCGGGAAGAGUCUCAAAGCACUUGCUGUCUUCUAGAGCAUCUCUUUGCUUCGUCCACCCUUGUCCAGUAAGCCUGUCCAUUCUUCCUUUCCUUUCCUUCCCUCUCCCUCUCUUUCUUUUCUUUCUUUCUUCCUCCCUCCAGCUCAUCCUGGGUUAGUGGUGUCACAAGAACUGGGGGAAGAGAGUUGUGCUCCAGCCCUUGACUUGCUGACAUUCUUCAGACUCUGCCUUGGGCCUCAGCAGCCGCUCUGGAUUACAUUUGGGGGUGGGGGUGGGGGUGGCCAGAAACAAAAGGGGUGAUGCCUGGACAAAUGGCUCUUUUCUAGCGUAAGUUAGCUGUCCCUGAUUAUUGUGUAGAGCAAAGAUAGAGGCUGCUAGUGACGUAGGCUUCAGAAGCUAGCUUUGAUCACAAGAGCUCCCAACGGAACCAAAACCACAGCAGAGUAAGGGUAAAUCUUCCUGUUUUCAGAGGAGGAAGUAUGAGGGUGAGGACUGCUCAUCCCUUCACAAAGUCUUCUUGCCAACUCCUUAUACAUUAAGCUUGUCUGAAUUGUCUAUGACGACCCUACAUGGUAACCUUGCUCACGAUCUUCAGUCCACACAGGCGAAGCAGAUGGUUGCGUUCCUGAGGGUUCUCUUGAGGACAGUACCUUUAUCUGGCCCCUUCCCCCAGCAGACAGGGUCCUUUCCCUUAAAAAAAUAAGUCUUUGGAUGGGUUUUAAUUCUGACCGAUGAGCUUCUAGUCUCAGGAGUGGGUCUAAUGACUUCUCUCUCCUGUAACAAAGCUGGGUCUGGAAGUCACUGCCUCGCCUCGCCCGUCAAGGGGGGGGACACACAGCCAGCAGAAGCCACUGCAUGCUACCUUCUCUGUGCCGGCUUUUGUCUUUCCAACUGACCUGUCUGCUGCUUCCUCCACUAGGGAUAGUACUGGUGGCUGCCUGCCGCCCCUCUCCCCACUCCCUUCCCCUCCCAGAGUGCCUCUUGAUCCUGGUAUAAAGUGCUAUGUUGAAUAACACCAACGUCUCCACGAAGACGCCUGGUAGCUCGGCAUUGCAGACGUGCUCUACUGCAACAAGUUGAAUGCUGCCUGCUGAAAAUUUAUAUAAUAAACUUUCUAAAACCUUUUCUUUGUCUUCCUGGACUUCGAGAAGCCGAUUUCUCUAAAAUCCAGCCUGACCGACAGGUUUCCUGGGCACACAGGUUGCUCACUCUCUGUUCCUCUAUUCCUGCUAGGUCCCCUUGCAGGAUUUUUUUAGCAGGACCUCCAGCCUUGCAGCAGCAGGGCUCACAGGAAGCCGCUGCUGUUGAGACCGGAUACGUUCCCACAUUGCCGUAAGCCCAUAGUUCGAUCUGAACAAGCAGGACUAAGGAAAACGUUCCCUGCCCAGCCUCGGCCUCACUGGACAGGCUGAAACAAAAAUCUGAAAACUUUCGUUUAUCCACAGUCUGUUAUGCCACUUAGACUAUUAAAGACCAGAUUGACACACAA